Molecule: messenger RNA, 1279 nt
Organism: Arabidopsis arenosa
Lineage: Eukaryota; Viridiplantae; Streptophyta; Magnoliopsida; Brassicales; Brassicaceae
Source: the annotation of a GenBank genome assembly
AGAUCUGAGAGCUUGAAACAAUGGAGUACCGGAAAAUCAAAGACGAGGAUGAUCAUGACGUCGCUUCUGAUAUCGAGAGUUUGAAAGGAAAAUCUCAUACCGUUGCUUCGAGUAACAUUGCUAUGGCUACUCUGGGUGUUGGAUCCAGUGAACGGAUCAACUGGAAACGAAAGGGUGUAGUAACAUGUGCACUGACGAUUCUGACAAGUUCUCAAGCGAUACUCAUCGUGUGGUCGAAGCGAGCUGGGAAGUAUGAGUAUAGUGUUACAACCGCCAACUUUUUGGUUGAGACUCUCAAAUGUGCUUUAUCUCUUCUUGCAUUGACAAGGAUAUGGAAAAACGAAGGUGUUACUGACGACAACAGGUUAAGCACAACAUAUGAUGAAGUUAAAGUCUUUCCAAUUCCUGCAGCAUUGUAUCUUUUCAAGAAUUUGUUACAGUACUAUAUUUUUGCUUACGUUGACGCCCCGGGAUAUCAGAUAUUGAAGAACUUGAACAUCAUAAGUACCGGUGUCUUGUACAGAAUUAUACUGAAGAAAAAAUUGAGCGAGAUUCAGUGGGCGGGUUUCAUUCUGUUGUGUUGCGGAUGCACCACUGCUCAGUUGAAUUCAAAUUCUGAUCGUGUUCUUCAGACAUCUCUUCCUGGUUGGACUAUGGCAAUUGUCAUGGCUCUUUUAAGUGGUUUCGCCGGAGUGUACACAGAGGCCAUCAUAAAAAAGCGACCUUCAAGGAAUAUAAAUGUACAGAACUUCUGGCUAUAUGUCUUCGGGAUGGCUUUCAAUGCUGUUGCUAUAGUGAUCCAAGAUUUUGAUGCCGUUGCAAAUAAGGGAUUCUUCCAUGGUUACUCCUUCAUCACAGUACUCAUGAUUCUUAACCAUGCUCUCAGUGGCAUUGCUGUGUCGAUGGUGAUGAAAUAUGCAGACAAUAUUGUGAAGGUUUAUUCGACAUCAGUGGCGAUGCUUCUCACUGCGGUUGUCUCUGUAUUCCUCUUCAAUUUUCAUCUUUCCCUAGCCUUCUUCUUGGGUUCAACGGUCGUCUCUGUUUCAGUAUAUUUGCAUUCCGCAGGGAAGCUACGAUAGUAAAGAUCUUCACACUUACAUCUACCAAGAAAACUGCCAUUAUUCUAGUACAGAGAGAAAGCUUUUGAACGAUUACGAUUUUGUUUUUCUGUGUAGGUAUAUUCACAUUUGUGCCUCUGUAUUGAUUUUUUCCCUGUCAUGAAACCUACUAUUCUCAUUUGUACGAAACCAAAACUUAUCAAGAAAGUAAAAAAAUUCAG